This is a messenger RNA of Pseudomyrmex gracilis, 1344 nucleotides long. RefSeq lists its product as uncharacterized. The transcript is spliced from 2 exons. The record is from RefSeq and is a predicted model, not a curated record. Gene Ontology annotation, molecular function: DNA binding. Lineage: Eukaryota; Metazoa; Arthropoda; Insecta; Hymenoptera; Formicidae. The coding region runs from base 169 to 1293 and encodes 374 amino acids. Gene Ontology annotation, cellular component: nucleus.
UACUUUAAAAGCAUUCUUAUUAUUUUUUAAAUCGUGUCCACUAUUACCGCACAAUUUNAAGCUUGUUCAUGUUAGUGUGCCCCUUCAAGCGUAUGUUUUUUCUAACCUCUGUCUGUUGUGGCAUGAGUUUGAGUCAGGUUGCUCACAAAAAACAAAUNAGUUACUAAAAUGAGCGGCAUCUCAAAAAUAAAGAGAAAAAUAUACAGUAAAGAGGCUAUGUUGAAAGCUUUGGAAGCUGUAAAGUCUGGAACAUUUAUUAAUGCAGCCAGCAGACUUUAUAAUAUUCCUCGGUCGUCAAUUCAUAGUAAAGUCAUCAAUAAAUACAGCAGAGAUAAGCCUGGUCCAAGUAGUGUGUUGAGUGACUUAGAAGAAAGUGAUUUAGUGAAAUGGAUUUUGUUUAUGUCUUCUCGUGGCUGUCCAGUGACAAAGGACCAUUUAAUAAAUAGUGUGGCAAUGAUCGUAAAAAAACUGAAUAAGCCGAAUCCAUUUGUAGACGAUCGUCCAGGACGGUAUUGGUAUGCUGCUUUUUUAAAAAGACAUCCCGAAUUAUCGAAGAGAAUGUGUAAAAAUGUUACGCUCUCUCGAGCGUUAGUUUCAGAAACUUCUGUGAGAAAAUGGUUUCAAAAUAUAGAUGACUAUUUAAAAAAAGAACAGUUACAAAAUAUUGAUCUCUCAAGAAUAUUCAAUACGGACGAAACAGCUUUAAUGCUGAAUCCUAAAGAAAGUGCUGUUUUGGCAGAAAAAAGAUCUAAAAAUAUUUACAACAUUGUAAAUAAUAAUGAAAAACAAAAUGUAACCGUGCUUGUUACUGCUAAUGCAGCUGGGCAAUUAGCACCAACCAUGGUUGUGUUUGCAUAUAAACGUGUGCCUUCUUCCAUUUACGUUACAAUGCCAGAAGAAUUUUGUGCUGGACAUUCUGAUAAAGGUUGGAUGACGGCGACACUGUUUUUUGAGUAUAUUGCUAAUAAGUUUCAUCCUUGGCUCAUAAAAAGUGGCAUUACACUGCCAGUUAUUCUUUAUUUGGAUGGAUACGUAUCUCAUUUGACACAACCGUUGAGUGAAUUUUGUCACUUGCAUCAAAUAAUUUUGAUUGCCUUACCACCAAAUACCACACACUUCUUGCAGCCCAUGGAUGUUAGCUUUUUUUCCAAAAACUUACAAUCAACUGAAAAUAGUCAAUUAAAAAAUUUUAUAUUUUGGCUAAAAGAAAAUAUUAAUCCAAAACAAAAGAAAUACCAAACAAAAAAAAACAAAUUACCAUCGGUAUUAUCUUCCUGUGAAGAAUUACAAUAGUAUAAAGAACAAGAAGAAAGAAAACAAAUAAUAGAAGACAAAAAAGAAAUG